AUGGGGGCAGAAGCUGACCAGCACCCCAUCUUAUAUGUCCAACCACCCCUGAACUAUCACGUUGUUGUUGUCAUCGUAGAAGAGUACAGCGAUGGAACUGAGCUUGGUGGGUGCGCAGCACGCUUUGGAACCUCAUCCGGCUUCAGAAGGGUUGGUGAUCGUCGACAGGUGGACAGCGACAGCGACUUCGAAGAGGAAACAACUGUCCUGGAUGAGGUCCAGUUGGAUGUGCCAGAUGUUCCACAGCUGCCAGUCCUCCUUGAUGUCCAGAAUGCUGCUAUCAUCCUUGAGGAUGUGCCAGAUGUGCAGACUAUCCUUGAGGAGGCCACUGGCAAUUGGCAGUUGAUUCCGAUUAGGUUCAGCCCCCUGUACUGUGGGCCUGUUGUGAUCAGGAACAAUGCCGGUCCGGUGGUUAAAGCUUGGAGAACUUUCCAGUUCAUCAGCCCCAUCAUCACCUACAUGCGUGGGGGAUCCCAGCAGGUGGUGGUGAGGAUGCACCACGUGAGUAGGGUGAGAGGCCUGGAGACUCAACUGGUGUGGGCCAUCUCCAAGGAGACAGCCAGGCUUAGUCCAGAGGGCAUCCCCUACUGUGCCACCAAAGUGCAGUCCAUCACUUGGAUCCAGGUAAGACGUAAAUACUACUGAAAUAGUAUUAGAUUAGGCUUUUCUUCACUUAUUCCAUUUGGCCUUAACAUGUAUUCUCUCUCUGUCAGCGUGUGGCUGGCAGGGUG
Molecule: messenger RNA, 731 nt
Organism: Salvelinus namaycush (lake trout)
Lineage: Eukaryota; Metazoa; Chordata; Actinopteri; Salmoniformes; Salmonidae
Exons: 7
Coding region: 1-645 (214 amino acids)
Source: RefSeq, a predicted model, not a curated record